This is a messenger RNA of Fragaria vesca subsp. vesca, 1896 nucleotides long. RefSeq names its product putative receptor-like protein kinase At3g47110-like. The transcript has 3 exons. The record is from RefSeq and is a predicted model, not a curated record. The coding region runs from base 1 to 1896 and encodes 631 amino acids. Lineage: Eukaryota; Viridiplantae; Streptophyta; Magnoliopsida; Rosales; Rosaceae.
AUGCUAGUAGGUAACAUUCCUCCAGAACUUGGUUCCUUGUCUAAGCUUGAGUAUCUUGUUUUGCAAGUUAAUAAUUUAACAGGAGAGGUACCUCCUCCCUUGGGUAACCUUUCUAAUCUUGAAGCACUUGAUUUUCAUAAGAAUAACUUGGUGGGAUCACUUCCUCUCUCAAUAAGCAAUGCCACUAAUCUGGUGGACUUCGAAGUUGAUGAGAAUAAACUGACAGGACAAGUGCCAAAUUUACAAAAGCUUCGUAACCUUGUGUUCUUCAAUAUUGUUGGUAAUCAUCUCGGAAGUGACAGUGAUGGGGACUUAAGUUUUUUCUCAGACUUGACCAAUGCCACGCAGUUGGAGUGGCUGGAAAUAGGAUUCAACAAAUUCGGAGGAACGUUGCCCGCAUCAUUAUCUAAUCUCUCAACCCUUGAAAUUCUACAUGUUGUGCACAACCGUUUACACGGAAGCAUCCCUGCAGGGAUAGGGAAUAUGGUCCACUUGAACCAAUUGAAUUUGGGUGAUAACAUGUUCACAGGUAAUAUUCCCACUGACAUCGGGAAGCUUUCAGGUAUUCGGAUAUUGGAAUUUGGAAACAACAGAUUAUUCGGGAGCCUCCCAUCCUCUCUAGGAAAUCUGACAUCAUUACUUCGUCUCGAAUUGCAAGGAAAUCACUUUAAUGGCACCAUCCCUAGAAGCCUCGGGGAAUGCCGUUCAUUGCUGCUGUUGAAUCUUUCUUGUAAUAACCUUAGUGGCGACAUCCCUCCACAAGUUAUUGGCCUUUCCUCCUUAUCAAUAUAUUUGGAUUUGUCCGAGAAUCGUCUCAGUGGUUCUCUUCCCUUGGAGGUAGGAAAGUUAAAAACUCUAGGUAUAUUAAAUGUCUCUAAUAAUAUGUUAUCAGGAAAACUUCCUGGUAGCUUUGGUAGUUGUGAGAGUUUGGAAGUCCUGCUCAUGCGAGGAAACUUCUUUGACGGCCCCAUUCCUUCAGCUUUGGGCUCCUUGAAAGGGAUUCGAGAGUUAGACCUUUCCCACAACAAUCUCUCUGGUGAGAUUCCUGAGUUUCUAGCGGGGCUUGGAGGUUUGAAGCAACUUAACUUGUCUUUCAAAGAAUUUUGGGGUGCACUGCCAGUUAGAGGUGUCUUUAACAAUACAAGUGCCAUUUCAGUUGUCGGAAACACAAGACUUUGCGGAGGUAUUUCUGAUAUCCACCUUCCAAAGUGCAAGUUUAAAGAAUCGAGGUGGUCUCGUAGCAAGAAACUAACAAUCUCAUUAGUCUCCGCAUUCACUGUUCUUGGAGUAGCUAUGCUGUGGACGUUUCUUUUUCUUUGUUUCUUGAAAAAGAGACGCAAAGAAACUCCAUCAAGCUCAUUGGCGAACUUUGUUUUACAAGUGUCGUAUAGUGCUCUCUUGAAAGCUACUGAGGGCUUCUCUGCAGCAAAUUUGAUUGGUGCUGGUAGUUUUGGGUCUGUAUACAAAGGAAUUCUCGGCGAAGAUGGAGCUCAUCUUGUUGCUGUGAAGGUGUUUAACAUGUUACGCCGGGGUGCUUCGAAGAGUUUCCUAGCCGAAUGCGAGGCACUCAGAAAUAUAAGACACCGAAAUCUAGUCCCGAUUAUAACUGCAUGUUCAAGUGUGGACUCUCAUGGUAAUGAUUUCAAGGCUUUGGUUUAUAAAGUAUGGAAUGGGAGAAGUGAGGUUUCGACAUAUGGAGAUGUCUACAGCUUCGGUAUUCUCUUGUUAGAGAUAUUUACAGGGAAGAGACCAACUGACCACAUCUUCAUGGACAAUUUGAACCUUCAUAAGUGUGUGAAGAUGGCCUUGGGCAAACGAGUUUCAGAGAUUGCAGAUUCGUCACUUGUUCAAGAAGGCAAUCCGAGGCAGAGCAUCAACGAUGCUCUUGAAGAAUGA